CUCAUUUCAUUAUUCUACUCUAAUCUAUUUAUUAUUGAAUUCAACACUCCUUAGCCAUUUUCCUCUCUUCUUCUUCCUCCAUGGAUUCCACAUCAUCAAUGAGAUACCAAGAGGAACAAAAAUCAUCUCUCACUUCACUACCUUCACCAAAAACUCAAAGCAAUGGACACAACCAUAGCCAUAACCAAAUUCCUUCACCAAGACCCAUUUCACUACCUUCACCAAAAACUCAAACUCAAAGCAAUGGACACAACCAUAACCAUAACCAUAACCAAAUUCCAUCACCGAGACCCAUAACAAGAUCCGAACCAGGUAACCCAUAUCCAACAACAUUUGUUCAAGCUGACACAACCUCGUUCAAACAAGUUGUUCAAAUGUUAACUGGUUCCUCGGAGACAGCAAAACAAGCUUCAACUUCAACAAAAGCAAACCAUAACCAUAACAUUCCUCCAAAAAAACAACAAGGUUUCAAACUCUAUGAAAGAAGAAACUCAUUUCACAAAAACCUUAACAUUAACCCUUUAUUACCACCCAUUUUCUCAAACUCAACUUUCUCACCUCGUAACAAACAAGAGAUCUUGUCACCUAGUAUCCUAGAUUUUCCUUCUCUUGUUCUUAGCCCGGUUACACCACUUAUACCCGACCCAUUUAACCGAUCCGGUUCUUCUUCUUCUUCUUCUGCUGCUAGAAAUGGUUCUUCUUUGGAUUCUUUAGCUGAAGAUAAAGCUAUAAGAGAAAAGGGUUUCUUUCUGCAUCCUUCUCCUAGAGCUGCUUCAACUUCUAGAGACUCUGAACCUCGUUUGCUUCCUCUUUUUCCUACUUCUUCUCCUAGGGCUUCAGGUCCUUCAUCUUCUUCAAAAUAUUCUGCAUCUUGAACCUUUUUUUUGUUGUAAUUUUUAUUAUUUUUGUUCAUUUUGGAUUUUCUGUUAGAUUAUUUUAUUGCCAUUGUUGCUAAUGAAAUGGAUUGAUUUGUAUUAGUGUUUUAUUUUAUGGAAGACAAUUCAAUAAUCUUUUGUCGAGUCGGAUCAA
Messenger RNA from Medicago truncatula (barrel medic), 1029 nucleotides. Its product is annotated as VQ motif-containing protein 4. The transcript has a single exon. The coding region runs from base 81 to 875 and encodes 264 amino acids. The record is from RefSeq and is a predicted model, not a curated record. NCBI's taxonomy places the organism in Eukaryota, Viridiplantae, Streptophyta, Magnoliopsida, Fabales, Fabaceae. Gene Ontology annotation, biological process: regulation of DNA-templated transcription. Gene Ontology annotation, molecular function: DNA-binding transcription factor activity; sequence-specific DNA binding.